CGGCGACUUGAGUAUGAUAACCUGCAUUUUGGGGAACAUAUACAUGAGCUCUCUGUGUCACCACGAUCUUCUGUCUUGUCGAAGUAUAGCAUCUACCUCAAGGGCAUGAGCUUUUUAUCGAAGGUAGAGUUACAACUCUGGCGGACCUAGUCCUAGAAGAAGUACGACAAAAGAAACUCAAAUGACAGUUGAACCCGACACCAUGCCGCCUGCUCCGGUAGAAGACGCGGACGACUUCGAUGUCUUCGAUCUGUUGGAGGGCAUGGCUACGACCAGCGAUGCUGCGGCAGAGAGCGACGGGGAACAUGAUGUUGAAAAGGUUGCGAGAUUAAGUUCGGUAAAUAACGAAAUCCCGAACAAUAGUGACUACGGUGCAAGUUUUUCACAAUCGCAUUCUCCUUCGACGCCACAAGUAGUAGACGGAGCGUCUGAUGCCGGGACGGGACCUGGCUUGGGAAGAAGUGAAAUCUGCAGUACUUCUACCAAGCACAGCAAAAGUGAAAAUUUUCACAAAGCGACAGAAGCAAAUGCCAGCUCUGGUACUUUUUUCUCAUCCUGCAAAGAGAAAGCGAAAGAGGCGUGCGCCUCCGUGUGGAGUAACUUUUUCAGCACAGGAACAUGCACCACCUCACAGAAGCAAGACGAAAACGGAGAGUUUGAGCACAGGAGCAGGAAGAACAGAAUAGCGGGAAAGAAGGCCGCCGGAUGUUCCAGUUCUUCCACGUUUAGGAGCGAAAACAAUAUCGAAACACCCAAAAAACCAACCUUCAAGGUCUGGAAAACUAAGGUUCUACUGGACACAGAGAACAACAACGCCGAUAAAACCAGAAAUCCAAAUCCGAGAAUAACCGACAACAACCUCGAUGCGCUGAGAUCCUUGGAAUCGAAGCUGCUCCCCGCCUCCUACAGCUUCGAGAUCGAGAAAAUCCUGAAGAAAAUCGCCAAGCACAAUUACAAGCACAUCGGCUUGCAAAUGCCCGACGGGCUGAUCGCCUGGGCGCCCGCGAUCGGACAGAUUCUCCGCCGGUUUACCAAGGUCGUGUCGCAAACUGUGGAUGAAGAUGGAAAUGUUCUUGUGGACGAAGGUUUGGACGAGAAAGCUGACUCUGAUGAAGAAGGCGAGAAGAACCAGCGGGAACUCAUCGUCUCUAUCUUAGGCGAUGUCAAUUUCGGGGCCUGCUGCGUCGACGAUCUCACCGCGCAGUCCCUUGGAGUGGAGUUUCUCGUGCACUUCGGGCACAGUUGUUUGAUCCCGACGAAGCAGACCAGUGUGAAGACGAUGUAUGUGCACGUCGAGGUGAGUGUCAACAUCGACCACUUUGUAAACACCGUGGAGAAAAACUUCUUCGCGCCAACGAUGCUGUAUGGGGUUGCAGAGGAUGUUGAUGAUGAUUCGACGGUCGUCUGCAAACCUCCCCAGCAGCAGCUUGAUCGACACAGCUCUGAGCAGGAUUUUUCCAGCACUCUCAGCACGAUUUCGUCCAUGCAAGACUCGCGGUAUCCGAUACUCAAGGCGGGCGACGAGCUGGUUUUAACUGCAGCAGCAGCUACUUCCCCUGGUGCUGCUGUUGUGCCAGAAGAGGAACAUGACCUGUCAAACCCGUAUCUAGAUGGCGGUGAGGAUGAUGACAGUCACGACGACCACGACGGCCACGGCUCUCCGCACUCCGACGCUAACUCGCAAAUCUCGACGAAGGCCAGUUCAGACUGCAAUCUGACAUCGAGUCCGGAACCCACACCGAUCAAAGGGGGAAGCCAUAGUGAUAGUGAACACUGCCACAGACGAGGGACCAUGACCAGCAGGACGAGAAGCUCUACAACCAGCCAAAACAGCGAGGACCAAAGGGAGAAAAUUCUCUUUCCCAACCCAUUUAACCGCUCCCGCCUGAACAAACGCGUCGCGAUUCUCGGCACCGUGCAAUUCGCCACAGUGAUCGACAAGGCGAAGAAGGAACUGCAGAGAAGGAUUCGGAACACCAUCCAGAAUGAAAGAACCACAACCAGCGACAACAGCAGUACAAACUCAUCAUCACACACCAUUCCUCUCUACCAGCUCGAACUCUUCACGCAAACCCAAACUAAGCCUCUUGGCAAGGCAGAAGUCCUUGGCUGCACCGCGCCGUCUCUCCUCGGCGUCGACGAGGUGAUUUUCGUUUGCGACGGAAGAUUUCACCUGGAGGCGGUCAUGCUGCGGAAUCCACAGGCCAAUUUCUACCUCUACAAUCCGUAUUCCAAGGAACUCACCGUCGAAAAGUACAACUACGAAGAGAUGUUGGUGCAGCGGAAACAGGCUGUGAACAGCGUAAAAACUAUGGUCAGGGACGAGGUGUUUGAUAGGAAUUUGUACGGAAAAGCGGGACAAGGACAAGCAGAUGAGGCACAAGAAGAAAACAAACUUCCACUAGUUUCCCCAGAAGCCGGCGCUACCUGUGGUAUCAUCCUCGGCACGCUCGGCAGACAGGGCUCGGUCGCGAUUCUGGAGCGGUUGCUCGAUGUGUUUCGGAAGUGGAACAAGGCGAGGGAUAGUAGCGGAAGGGAAGAUCAUAAAAACUCCCCGAAACCGGAGAAAAUCCACCACGUCGUUUUCCUGCUAUCCGAAAUCUCGCCGCAAGUCCUGCACGAGUACGAGGAAGAAGUGGACUUUUGGGUGCAGAUCGCCUGUCCGCGACUGUCGUUAGACUGGGGCAGCGCGUUUGAGAAACCGUGUUUGACGACCUACGAGUGCUAUUUGGUGUUUUUCGACGAACAGAAAGAAGAGCUGGAGCACCACAGGAAUGAAGGCGACAAACAGGACUUCCCUCAGAACAUUUUCACCGACAUCGAGAAGCGGCAGUUUGAGGCAGCGCUGGGACUGAAACAGAAACACAUCUCGCAGUGGAAUGUAAACAGUAGUUGCUGUGGCGGAGGGUCUGGUGGGGGUUCGGGCUGCGGUUCGGGAGGGUGUGGAGAGAUUAGGGAAGGAGAAGAUGUUGAGCCCUCUUGUAACAAGGAGGACAUCUUCACGAGCAUUCACGACUCCAACCAACCCGUUUACAUAGACGCCGGGAACAACCAAAGUGCAGCAGAACCCAAAGACGACGCCAACAGCCUCUCCCGCUACUGGCCCGAAGUAGAUUACUACGCGAAUGCUGGCGGACCUUGGGCAAAUUACUCCACUGCAGGGAGUCAGGACGUGAAGUUCUCGCAUUUGUGACGAGAGUUUUAAGCGACAGAUGUACAUGUUGAAGCGACAAAAACUGGUGCCAAGUGCAGCUCUUAUCCAUAUGUUUUUAUGGAAAAACAGUGCUAACGGCGGUUUCAUUUUUUUUUUUGGAGGUCUGCCUACGUAGUCUUGACAGCAGUGUGUGAAAUUCAUUGACUUUGAAUCACGACGGAAAUAUGUCCUCAGUACCAAAAGUCGAAAUUACUACGUGAACAAUGAAUAUUUCAGAAAAAUCGAUGUCACACGUCUCUGAGCCUGACGUACGCGAUUCUAUUUGAGGGCAGUCGGCGGCACUCGAUUUCGAUCUGUCUACUGGCACAAUUCCCUCUUUUCACCCAGCGCCAGCCCGUUUCUCGUGGUUUCUACCAACAAU
Messenger RNA from Amoebophrya sp. A120, 3575 nucleotides. NCBI's taxonomy places the organism in Eukaryota, Dinophyceae, Syndiniales, Amoebophryaceae. The record is from the annotation of a GenBank genome assembly.